This is a messenger RNA of Dunckerocampus dactyliophorus (ringed pipefish), 4581 nucleotides long. RefSeq names its product vinculin. The transcript has 21 exons. Gene Ontology annotation, biological process: cell adhesion. The record is from RefSeq and is a predicted model, not a curated record. Gene Ontology annotation, cellular component: actin cytoskeleton. The coding region runs from base 9 to 3209 and encodes 1066 amino acids. Gene Ontology annotation, molecular function: actin filament binding; structural molecule activity. NCBI's taxonomy places the organism in Eukaryota, Metazoa, Chordata, Actinopteri, Syngnathiformes, Syngnathidae.
CGAUCGCCAUGCCGGUUUUCCACACGAGGACGAUCGAAAGUAUCCUGGAGCCGGUGGCCCAGCAGAUAUCCCAUCUGGUGAUCAUGCAUGAGGAGGGCGAAGUGGACGGCAAGGCGAUCCCAGACUUGACGGCACCGGUGGCGGCCGUGCAGGCGGCUGUGAGCAACCUGGUCCGGGUGGGGAAGGACACUGUUCAAACCACAGAGGAUCAGAUCAUGAAAAGGGACAUGCCACCAGCGUUCAUCAAAGUGGAGAACGCGUGCACAAAGCUGGUCAAAGCCGCCUCCAUGCUGAAAGCCGACCCAUACUCGGUGCCUGCUCGGGACUACCUCAUCGAUGGCUCUCGGGGGAUCCUCUCUGGGACUUCAGACCUGCUCCUGACCUUUGACGAGGCAGAGGUCCGCAAAAUAAUCAGAGUCUGCAAAGGCAUCCUGGAGUACCUGACUGUCGCAGAGGUGGUGGAGUCCAUGGAGGACCUGAUCACGUACACAAAGAACCUGGGACCAGGUAUGACCAAGAUGGCCAAGAUGAUCGACGAGCGACAACAGGAGCUGACUCACCAGGAGCACCGCGUCAUGCUGGUCAACUCCAUGAACACGGUCAAGGAGCUACUGCCCAUCCUCAUCUCAGGUAUCAAAAUCUUCGUGACCACAAAGACGUCCGGCAGCCAGGGCGUGGAGGAGGCCUUGAAAAACCGCAACUUCACCUUCGAGAAGAUGAGCGCGGAGAUCAACGAGAUUAUUCGAGUGCUGCAGCUCACGUCCUGGGAUGAGGACGCCUGGGCCAACAAGGACACAGAGGCCAUGAAGAGAGCUCUGGGCCUCAUCGAUUCAAAGAUGGCUCAGGCGAAGAACUGGCUGCGGGAUCCAAAUGCUCCACCGGGGGACGCAGGCGAACAGGCCAUCCGACAGAUCCUCGACGAAGCUGGUAAAGUCGGGGAAUUGUGUGCCGGUCGGGAGCGCAGAGAUAUUCUGGCCACGGCCAAGACCCUGGGUCAGAUGACAGACCAAGUGUCUGAAAUGAGGGCCAGAGGUCAGGGGGCGUCCCCGGCCGCCAUGCAGAAAGCCCAGCAGGUUUCCCAAGGCCUCGACGUCCUCACUGGCAAGGUGGAAAAUGCUGCUCGCAAGCUGGAAGCCAUGACUAACUCCAAGCAAGCCAUCGCCAAGAGAAUUGACGCGGCACAGAACUGGCUGGCUGAUCCCAACGCAGGUCCAGAGGGAGAGGAGAACGUAAAGGCUCUCCUCAUGGAGGCCAAGAAGAUCGCCGACAUGUGCGAGGACCCCAAAGAAAGGGAUGACAUCCUGCGGUCGAUUGCUGAGAUUGCAGCCAUGACUGCCAAGUUGUCUGAUCUCAGAAGACAGGGCAAAGGCGACACCCCCGAAGCCAGGACUUUAGCUAAACAGAUUGCGACAGCCCUGCAGAACCUCCAAUCCAAGACCAACAAAGCCGUGGCCAACAGCAGGCCCGCCAAAGCAGACGUUCACUUAGAAGGAAAGAUUGAGCAGGCUCAGCGAUGGAUCGACAAUCCCACCGUGGACGACAACGGCGUGGGCCAGGCAGCCAUCCGUGGGCUGGUGGCUGAGGGCCGUAGGCUAGCCAAUGCCCUGCCAGGCCCGUACAGGCAGGAGCUUUUGGGCAAAUGUGAGCAGGUGGAGCAGCUCAUGGCACAACUGGUCGACUUGGCAGCCCGUGGCGAGGGCGACUCCCCUCAGGCUCGCUCCGUGGCUCAUCAGCUACAGGAGGCCUUGAAGGACCUUAAAGGGAAAAUGCAAGAAGCGAUGACUCAGGAAGUUUCCGACAUUUUCAGCGACACCACCACCCCUAUUAAGCUGCUGGCAGUGGCUGCGACCGCCCCCCUGGAUGCGCCCAACAGGGAUGAGGUCUUUGAGGAAAGGGCCGCCAACUUUGAGAACCACGCCAACAGGCUUGGCGCCACCGCAGAGAAGGCGGCCGCCGUGGGCACUGCCAACAAAAGCACGGUGGAGGGAAUCCAGGCGGCCGUCAAGUCGACGAGAGACUUGACGCCACAGGUGGUUUCUGCCGCCCGAAUCCUCCUGAGAAACCCCGGCAACCAGGCUGCGUACGAACAUUUUGAGACCAUGAAGAAUCAGUGGAUUGACAACGUGGAGAAAAUGACAGGUCUGGUGGAUGAAGCCAUUGAUACCAAGUCCCUACUGGACGCCUCUGAGGAAGCCAUCAAGAAGGACUUGGACAAAUGCCGCGUGGCCAUGGCCAACCACCAGCCCCAGAUGCUGGUCGCCGGCGCCACCAGCAUUGCCCGGCGAGCCAACCGCAUCCUCCUCGUGGCCAAGCGGGAGGUGGAGAACUCUGAGGAUCCCAAAUUCAGGGAGGUGGUGAAGGCCGCGUCGGACGAGUUGAGCCAGACGAUCUCGCCGAUGGUGAUGGACGCCAAAGCUGUGGCCGGGAACAUCCAGGAUCCAAAUCUUCAAAAAGGCUUCCUGGACUCUGGUUAUAAGAUUCUUGGUGCUGUAGCUAAAGUCAGGGAGGCGUUCCAGCCUCAGGAGCCAGACUUCCCACCACCUCCUCCUGAUUUAGACCAACUUAACCUUAACGAUGAACCAGCUCCACCCAAACCCCCUCUUCCCGAAGGCGAGGUUCCUCCUCCUAGGCCUCCUCCUCCAGAGGAAAAAGAUGAGGAGUUCCCUGAGCAGAAGGCCGGCGACAUGGUCAACGAGCCCAUGAUGGUGGCAGCCAGGCAGCUCCACGAUGAGGCCCGCAAGUGGUCCAGCAAGGGUAAUGACAUCAUUGGGGCGGCCAAGCGGAUGGCCUUGCUCAUGGCCGAGAUGUCUCGGUUGGUUCGCGGCGGCAGCGGGAACAAGCGCGCCCUCAUCCAGUGCGCCAAGGACAUCGCCAAGGCUUCUGACGAAGUCACGCGGCUGGCAAAGGAGGUGGCCAAGCAGUGCACGGACAAGCGGAUCCGGACAAACCUCCUCCAGGUGUGUGAGCGCAUUCCCACCAUCAGCACCCAGCUCAAGAUCCUGUCCACAGUCAAGGCCACCAUGUUGGGUCGCACGAACAUCAGCGAAGAAGAGUCAGAACAGGCUACCGAGAUGCUGGUCCACAAUGCCCAGAACCUGAUGCAGUCUGUGAAGGAGACGGUCAGGGAGGCCGAGGCAGCGUCCAUCAAGAUCCGGACUGACGCUGGUUUCACCCUCCACUGGGUGCGGAAGACCCCCUGGUAUCAGUAAAGGCGAGGACCAACCGCUUUCUCUCCGCCACGCUGGCGCUGUCCACAUGCCGGACACUGAAUGGACAGCUGUUAAGUCUCACGUCUGUAAGAGUUGCUGUUCUGAAAAUGAAGCAGGUUUUGCGUUGGAUCCUUACUAGGAUCGUGUGUACAAAUGUGCGUAUUUGGACAAAUCCCGGGAAUAUAUAUAUAUAUUUUGAUUAAAGCUUGGAUUUCUUUUAGUUUUCAGUCCACAUUCAGUUCCUGGCAUUUUUACAUCUUUGUACUGAUAACUAGCUUACGUCACAAGACUAUUAUAGUACUACACAAGACUAUUAGAGACCUACACAAGACUAUUUUAGACACACGCAAGACUUAUAGACAAGACUAUUGUAGAUUUGCAUAUGAGUACUGCAGUCCUGCACAAGACUGUUAUAAAUGAGACUAUUCUAGACCUACACAAAACUUUUAUAGACAAGACUAUUGUAGAUUUGCAUAUGAGUACUGCAGUCCUGCACAAGACUGUUAUAAAUGAGACUAUUCUAGACCUACACAAAACUUUUAUAGACAAGACUAUUGUAGAUUUGCAUAUGAGUACUGCAGUCCUGCACAAGACUGUUAUAAAUGAGACGAUUCUAGACCUACACAAAACUUUUAUAGACAAGACUAUUGUAGACCUACACAAGACUUAUACAGGUAGAUGAGACCAUUGUAGGUGACACAUGACGAUUAUAGACAAGACUAUUGUAAACCUACACAAGACUUAUAGACAAGACUAUUGUAGAUUUGCAUGAGUACUGCAGUCCUGCACAAGACUGUUAUAAAUGAGACUAUUCUAGACCUACACAAAACUUUUAUAGACAAGACUAUUGUAGCCCUACACAAGACUAUUAUAGACCGACACUCGCUUAUGUCUGGUUACACUACUCUGUAUUAAAGAUAAACACUGUACUGUUUGUUACAUAGUGAUGCAAUUUUAGCUAAUUUCCUUUGCCAAAGACUUUUUUAGUUUUUUGCUGUGACGUUAGACAAAUAACGACAGUAGAGAGACAGCGUGCCCAUGCUGCAUUGAGAUUAAAAUCUGCCUUUUUCACCGAAGCAACCCCCCCCCCCCCAAAAAAAAAAAAAAAAAAAAACGUUGGAUGCAUUCAGAGCAAAGAAAAAGCAGUGUCAAUCAGUCAUUAUUUAAACUCUUGUUACAUACACACAUGCACUCUCUCUGAAGGUAAAUUGCACAACCAGUGUGCCUUUGCAAUUGAUACUUUUUUUUGCACAAGCAAAACAAAUGUAAACUUUCACCAGCCUCUCUAUGCAAAUUAUGUGUCAGAAUCAUACUGAAGUGAAGACGUUCCUCCAUGUUCACUAUUUUGUAAUAAAGCAUUUAUAGCACUUGA